AGGAGGAAGCAACUUGGAGAGUGACCUUCAUGUUUCUUUUAAGUGAUUUCUUUUCUUUAGCAUAAGAGUUAAGAGCAAGUGGGCCCCGGAUAUCAUGAGGCUUAUUUUUUUUUUUUUUAAGAUUUAUUUCAUUUUAUUUGAAAGUCAGAGUUACACAGAGAGAGAAGGAGAGACAGAGAGGUCUUCCAUCUGCUGGUUCACUCCUCAGUUGGCUGCAAGGGCGGGAGCUGCGCCAGGAGUUUCUUACAGGUCUCCUACAUGGGUGCACAGGGUCCCAAGGACUUGGGUCAUCUUCUGCUGCUUUCCCACGCCAUAGCAGAGAGCUGGAUCAGAAGUGGAGCAGCCAGGACUUGAACUGGCACCCAUAUGGGAUACCGGCACUGCAGGCAGUGGCUUUACCCACUACACCACAGCGCCGGCCCCACAAGGCUUGGUUCCUUACUGUGUAUUCUUUGGCAAGUUAACUAUAUAUCUGUAUACCUCAUUUUCCCCAUCCUUAAAAAAAGGUGAGAUUAGAUGCAUAAAGUACUUAGCAUAAUGUCUGACAAGGUUAAAUGUUCUAUAAUGGUGGCCAAUUAUUGUGAGAGGCAUACAUUAAGUGUUUUAUUUGUCUUUGUUUUAUCUAUGAUGCUUAACAUCUCUGAUGUGUAGCACCUCUAUUGGCACUAAAUACUGAUAUGUAUGAGAACAGGUAAUUGACCCUUUCUGCAAUUAUGCCAAGUCUAAAAGUAAAAAUUGUAUAACCACUAGACUUUUGCUUAUUGAAUAUAAACUUUAUGGACCAUCAACUAUUGAUAAUUAAGUAGGUGGUUAUGGCAGUUAUUACAGUGACUACAUUUCCUUCCUUUAUGCAUCAAUAUUUUUCUUUUUAAUAAAGAUUUAAUUAUUUAUUUGAGUUACCCAGAGAGAGGGAGAGACAGAAGAGAUCUUCCAUCUACUGGUUCACUCCCUAGAUGGCAGUGAUGGCAGGGGCUGGACCAGACCAAAGCCAGACCAGGAGUUUCAUCCAGGUCUCCCAUGUAGGUCCAGGGGCCCACUGCUUUUCCCAGGGUAUUAGAAGGGAACUGGAUCAGAAGUGGAAUAGCCAGGACUUGAACCAGUACCAAUAUGGGAUGCUGGCAUUGCAUGCAGUUUUAUCCACUAUGCCACAAUGCAGGCCCCACAUCAGUUUUUUAACAAAACAAAAUAGUGUUUAACAAAUAAAUUUUUCUGGAUUAAAAGAAUCAAGUAAUAUUCUCAGUGUAUCUUUAUGUAGAUGAAAGAUUUUUAGUAUAUGAAGUUUUGCUUGAAUGGAAGUGUAUAUGUGUGUGCUUGUAAUAUUUACAUGUGGGGGAUCGAAAGAGAUCUAGUCUGCAUUUCUAAUUUUUCAGUUCCUCUUAAUAAACAUAAUUUUAAAUGCUUCUCUACUACUCUGUUUACCUGUAUAGUGAAUAAUAGUAACACUCUUUUAUGUUUCUUUUUUCUUUACAUGAUUCAUACAGGCAUUUUCUGAGCAUCCUUAUGAAAGUAAAGAAUGCCCUUAUUGAGGAAAGAAAUGAGUAUUCUAAGGUUUCAAAGCUGACUGUAAAAUUUCUUUAACUUCUAUCUUAGGUUAUGAUUUGCUGACAAAAUAAAACAGAUGCUCCCUGAAACAAAAGCAAAGGAAAAAAAUGCCUGCAAAGAAACAACCCAAAAAAGAUCUUUAAGGGCUUCUUAUUUUACCUUUUUAAAAAAUGCAUGUAAAUGUUUCCAAAAGAAAAAUAUUAACCAUUUUCAUGUAAAUUCUAGGUUUUGGAACUUGCAAUAUAGUUCUAAGAAUUAAAAAUAUUUGAUUAAAAUAUUAUGGGGAUAAAUGGCCUUUUGAAAAGAUUUUUGUCUGUUUAAGAAAUGUUUUGAUGGAUUUGUUAGAUUUACGUGCUUCUUAAAAAACUUAAAAGAUGGAAUUCAACAUGUAACCAGGGUUUUUAGGGGUCCAUUUAUAGGAGUUUGGUACAAAAUUGGAAACAGCUGGCAGUGUUAUAUAAAGCAACCCAACAACCUAUCGGCUGAGAAUAUAAUGUAGUGAGUGUUGCAUUUGCAUGUCUUGUCUUAAAUGACUUCAUUUGUUUUGUUUGCUUCUAAGUUAUCAAAAGUAGGAAUCAGGCUUUCUGUUUUUAACAAUUGUAAUAUCCCAAAGUCACAAAUCAGAUCCUCGAUGGCUUGAUUCUGAUCUUUUCAUAUGCUAAGGCUUUUUGUUUUGUUUUACCAAGUUAUUUUACUAGCUCCUUAAUCUUAAAUUGAAAUUUUAGAAAUCUCAGUCUGUAUUUCUCAAGAUAAUUUACUAAGUAUUAUACAAUGUACAUUAAAAGAGUGGACUUGUAUAUAAAAUUGACCAAGUUAAAGUAAAUUUUUCUCUCAUUGUGCCAUAUGCAUUUUUGGACAGUUUUUCCUUGUUGAUGUGUUUUAGUUCUAUGUUUGUCUCUUGAUUAACAAAAUUAGACCAUGAUGAUUAAAAUCCAUCCUCCUUGUAAUUUUGGCUUUUAACAUAUUAGCAGUGGCUAUUUUUCUGUUUCAGACAGCCCAGUUUGGGAGUUCUAGAGAAAGUAGAUAAAAGCCUUAUUAUGUUUAUAUUAAGCAUUCUGAUUUCUAGUGUAAAUACCUUUAAAAUGAUAAAUACUUCCCCCUCCCUUUUUUAGUGGAAUGGAGGUUUAGGGAAAUCUCUCAGGAAAUUGAAAAUUAUAGUAAUAUUUUUGGACCAGGAGAAUCUUUGAUGUUGAUUUAAUCAUUUGCGGCGCAGAUUUAAAAAAAUAAAUAAAACUUGGGACUUUUAAAACUACCUUUAAAAAAAACACUUUAAAGUAUUCCUGAAAUGGAACUGCUCACUGACACCUAGAGAGAAGUUUGAUUUAGAAGAAUUCAAGAGUGAUCAAAGAAGGAAUGAUUGUUCCAGUUUGGAAAUCUCUGUGCAUGGGUUACAGUCUUGUUGCGAUUGGUUGGAAAGUAAACUAUUUUCUUGAACUAUGAUUGGCUAAAAUCCUUUUCUUUCCACGAUAUUUACUUUUUAAUAUAACUGAUUCUGGAGCCUUUCCCUGUUUUCAUAUCUGACAAGGGCGUUUGAGCUGUGUACCAGUACUAAAAGUACAGAUUGGUGCAGAGACAAUUUGUGAAAUUUAAGGAUGCUGACAAAAGCCCACAGCAGAUCGCGUAGGGUUCCUUAUAACAAAGCAGUGGCGUGUAAAUCUCUGAACAGCUCACACAGAAAUUAGUGUCGCUGUAAUUGGAAACAUUAAAGGAUGUUAGCCUUUUCUCCUUUUCCAUUUAAAUUCGUGGACUGUUGUUCCGCUGUGAUUGAGUUCUGUGGGCAUCGCUUCGCAUUACUGCUGGGACUGCAGUACUAAUUCGGGCUAAAUUCAUGCUAACCCAGACGGCAGGCGCCAUGUGCUCAUCUGGAGAUGAGGCGUUUAACCUGGAGUUUAUUUUGUGGUCCAGUGCCAUCAGCACACUGCACUUUCACCUCCCCCUCACCUCUGAGGGAGCGGCGAAUACAAAGGUGGACCCCACACGCUGUGUGCCGUAUUGCUGAAGCAGAGUACUAGCUUCCCCCGCGCCUUGGCCCUGGAGCAGCAGUCAGCUGCAACCUGGCAGUUCCCGCGGCCGCCGCAGCGCCGGGCACUACUUUCCGUCUGCGGUGGUUCCGCCGACCCUCUCUCUGCUCCCUCCCCCCGCCGCGCCGGCGGAAGGAGACGCGCGGCGCGCUCGCGGCCGAGCCAGCGCCUGGGAGGCGGAGUAGUACUGGCCGCGGCGCUGUGGCGGCGGCGGCCGCCGGAGCUGCGUGUGGGGUUUCUGUCAGUUUUUAUGGGUGUGUGUGUGUGUGAGUGUUUAUGUAGCUGCAGCCCCAAGUUGUGAGUCUGGGCGCCUUGGGAGCUGUUGGGGACACCGAGCGACCGAGGUCGCUGCGUCCUCCAGGCAGAGCGUCCGGUGCGCCCCGAGUCCGCGCGCUCUCGCUCGUGGGACCGCCGCCGUCUCCCGGUCCGGUCUCCGCAGCAUGAGCGGCCGGUAGGAGCCGAGUUUCGCAGUUCCUCUCUCUGGAGAAUACAGCGGUCGCUUAAGCAGCUACGGCCAUGGCGGUGGAGACGCGGCCGGAGCUGGUGGGGAAGCGGUUCCUCUGUGUGGCGGUCGGCGAUGAGGCGCGUCCGGAGCGCGGGGAGAGCGGACGCAGUUGGCGGAGCUGGCGAGCCGGGGUCAUCCGAGCCGUGUCACACCGGGACAGUAGCAAUCCAGACUUGGCGUUUUCUACUCAAUUCUCCUUGGUGGAGAAGAUGGAUGCAAAGCAGGAGGUAUAUGUGGAAUUUGAUGAUCUUGAAUGGGAUAAACGAGAGUGGGUUAAAGUUUAUGAAGAUUUUUCAACUUUCUUGGUGGAAUACCACUUAAUCUGGGCCAAAAGGAAUGACCCUAGUCAGACUCAGGGAUCAAAGAGCAAACAGAUUCAGUGGCCUGCAUUGACUUUCAAACCCCUGGUUGAAAAAAGUAUACCCAGUUCAAUCACUGCAGUAGAAUUCCUUGUAGAUAAACAACUGGAUUUUUUAACUAAAGAUAGUGCCUUUCAACCUUACCAGCACUUACAGAGAGAGAGAGAGGUCUUCCAACCACUGGUUCACUCCCGAGAUGGCCACAACGGCCGGAGCUGCGCCGACCGGAAGCCAGGAGCUGAGAGCUUCUUCCAAGUCUCCCAUGACGACAUAGACAGCCUAAACCCAGUUCUCAGGGACAACCCGCAGCUUCACGAGGAAGUGAAAGUCUGGGUAAAGGAACAAAAGGUUCAGGAGAUUUUUAUGCAAGGUCCUUAUUCUUUAAAUGGAUAUAGAGUGAGAGUAUAUAGACAAGACUCUGCCACCCAGUGGUUUACUGGUAUAAUUACUCAUCAUGAUCUCUUCACCCGCACCAUGAUCGUUAUGAAUGAUCAGGUACUAGAACCACAGAAUGUCGAUCCUUCUAUGGUUCAAAUGACCUUUCUAGAUGAUGUUGUUCACUCUUUGUUAAAAGGUGAAAAUAUUGGCAUUACAUCACGACGUAGAUCUCGUGCCAAUCAAAAUAUCAACACUGUUCACGGUCAUUAUACGCGUGCCCAAGCAAAUAGUCCCAGACCAGCAAUGAGCUCCCAAGCUGCUGUACCAAAACAGAAUAUACACCAGCAACAACAACACAGGAAUAUCCGUCCAAGUAAGAGGAAAGGCUCAGAUAGCAGUAUACCAGAUGAAGAGAAAGUGAAGGAGGAAAAAUACGAUUACGUAUCACGAGGAGAAAAUCCUAAAGGUAAAAACAAACACUUGGUGAAUAAAAGGAGGAAACCUGAGGAGGAUGAAAAGAAACUAAGUAUGAAACGACUUAGAACUGACAAUGCUUCAGACUUUUCUGAGAGCAGUGAUUCAGAAAAUUCAAAUAAGAGAGUUACAGAUAAUUCCUCAGAGCAAAAGCCAGAGGAUGAAUUAAAAAAUAAAAGUGCUUCAAAGGUAAAUGGAGAAGAAGGGAAAUCCCAGAAUAAUGAGAAGGCAGGAGAAGAAACAUUGACAGAUAUCCAGCCUACCUGGGAUCAACUACAGGAUGAUAAAAAACCUCAAGAAGCAGAAAAGCGGAAAUGUGUUGACACACAGCUACAAGAAAAAAUGAUUAUCCAUUCAUCCGAACAGGCUACACUUUCUGAUCAUAAUUCUAAUGAUGUACUUCUUCAAGAAUCUAAAGGGGAAAAUACACAUACAGUGGAAUUAUUACCAAAGGAAAAGUUUGUGUCCAGACCACCAACACCAAAAUGUGUUAUUGAUAUUACAAAUGACACUAACUCAGAAAAGAUGGCUCAGGAAAACUCAAAUACGUUUGGCCUUCAAAAACUAGAUCCUAAUGUUAGUGAUUCAAAACAUUCAAUUGCAAAUACAAAAUACUUGGAAACAGCAAAACAAGAUUCUGACCAGAGCUGGGUCAGUGAUGUAGUUAAAGUGGAUUUAACCCAGGCAAAUGUUAUAAAUGCUUCUUCAGGAAAUGAUCAUCUAAAUAUAGAAAAAGAGAAAAAUCAGUUUGUUUCUUACAUGUCUUCUCAAAGUGCAGUUUCUGUCACAGAAGAUAAGCUACAUAAGCGAAGUCCACCCCCUGAGACAAUAAAAUCUAAGCUUAAUGUUUCAGUAGAUGCUCACAAGGCAAAAUCCAAUCCUUCACCUGAAGUUAAACCCAAAAUUACUCAUUCUCCUGAUUCUUUAAAGUCUAAGGGUACUCAUGUGAAUAGCCAGGCCACUGGUGAAAGAAGACUGGCAAAUAAGAUAGAACAUGAAUUAUCAAGAUGCAGUUUUCACCCAGUUCCUACUCGAGGCAGUGCAUUGGAAAACACAAAGAGCCCUCUGAUCAUUGAUAAAAAUGAACAUUUCACAGUUUACAGAGAUCCUGCUCUUAUUGGGCCAGAAACAGGAGCUAAUCACAUUUCACCUUUCUUAAGCCAACAUCCUUUUCCUCUUCAUUCCUCAUCACAUAGAACCUGUUUAAAUCCAGGUACCCAUCACCCUGCCUUAACUCCUGCACCCCACCUACUAGCUGGAUCAUCCAGUCAAACUCCAUUGCCUACCAUUAACAAUCAUCCUUUGACUAGUGGUCCACACCAUUCUGUUCAUCACCCUCAUUUACUUCCUACUAUGUUACCUGGAGUGCCUGCUGCCUCCUUACUUGGUGGCCCCCCGCGACUAGAGAGUGCUCAUGCCAGCAGCUUAAGCCACUUAGCACUAGCACACCAGCAACAACAACAGUUGUUACAGCACCAGUCACCUCAUCUUCUUGGACAAGCCCAUCCUUCUGCUUCAUAUAAUCAGCUUGGACUUUAUCCAAUUAUUUGGCAGUAUCCAAAUGGCACACAUGCAUACUCAGGACUUGGUUUGCCUUCUUCAAAAUGGGUUCACCCAGAAAAUGCUGUUAAUGCUGAAGCUUCCUUAAGGAGGAAUUCUCCCAGUCCUUGGUUACAUCAGCCCACCCCUGUGACCUCAGCAGAUGGUAUUGGAUUACUUAGUCACAUUCCUGUGAGACCUUCCAGCGCAGAGCCUCAUCGGCCUCUUAAAAUUACAGCACAUUCCAGUCCACCAUUGACAAAAACUUUAGUAGAUCAUCAUAAAGAAGAACUGGAGAGAAAAGCUUUUAUGGAACCAUUGCGGUCUGUUGCAUCCACUUCAGCAAAAAAUGACCUGGAUCUAAAUAGGUCACAGACUGGAAAAGAUUGUCAUUUGCAUAGGCAUUUUAUGGAUCCAGUAUUAAAUCAAUUACAGAGGCCACCCCAGGAGACUGGAGAGAGAUUAAACAAAUACAAGGAGGAACACCGUCGAAUUCUUCAAGAAAGUAUUGAUGUUGCUCCCUUUACAACUAAAAUCAAGGGGCUUGAGGGUGACAGAGAUAAUUAUUGCAGAAUAGCAUCGUCAUCUUCCAGUCCUAAAAGCCAUGUCAUCAAACAAGAUAAAGAUAUGGAACGCUCAGUAUCAGAUCUUUAUAAAAUGAAGCACUCAGUGCCUCAGAGUUUGCCCCAAAGUAAUUAUUUCACUACGUUGUCCAAUAGUGUGGUUAAUGAACCACCAAGAUCAUACCCAUCCAAAGAGAUUUCCAAUAUUUAUGCUGAAAAACAGAGUCAUACCCAUGCAGUAGCAGCUAGUCCUCAAACUCUGACUUCAUUUAUGUCAUCUCUUUCAAAGCCUCCACCUUUGAUUAAACACCAACCAGAAAAUGAAAAUAUAGUAGCUAAGAUGCCUGAACAUCUUCCCCAUCAAGUUGCAUCUCACUCAAUAACAACCUUCAGAAAUGAUUGCAGGAGUCCUACCCAUUUGACAGUUUCAUCUACAAACACACUCCGUAGUAUGCCUGCUUUACAUAGAGCACCAGUAUUUCACCCACCAAUCCAUCACAGUUUGGAAAGAAAAGAAACCAGUUAUAGUAGCCUUUCCCCUCCAACUUUAACUCCAGUAAUGCCAGUAAAUGCUGGUGGGAAAGUUCAAGAAUCACAAAAACCUCCAACCCUAAUUCCUGAGCCAAAAGACUCUCAGGCCAGUUUUAAGAAUUCUUCUGACCAGAGUUUGACAGAAAUGUGGAGAUCUAAUAACCUAAACAAAGAGAAAGCCGAAUGGCAUGUGGAAAAAAGCGGAAAGUCACAUGCUGCUAUGGCAUCUGUCAUUGUGCGUCCACCUUCUAGUACAAAGAUUGAUACCGUGCCAGCAACACAGUUUGCUUCCAAAGAUCGAGUUAGUGAAAGAUCUUCGACCGGGGCAAAUAAAACAGAUUGCCUCAAACCAGCAGAAGCUGGACAGACUGGAAGAAUCAUUCUGCCAAAUGUGAAUUCAGACAAUGCUCAAAUAAAAUCUGAAAAAAACUUUCAGGCUGUCUCCCAGAGCAGCAUGACCAGUUCAGUUAUGUCUGCUGUAAAUACAUUGUGUAACACCAAAACGGAUAUGUUCACGUCUGCAGCCACUACCACCGGUGUUUCCAGCUGGGCUGGUUCAGAAGUCAUUUACUCUUUAUCAAAUACCACUUUGGUCCCUACAGCCUUAGAAUGUACCUCUUCUAAAAGUGUUAGUCAGUCAGUGGCUCAGACAGAAGAAUGCAAGGUCAGCACUACAGCUCCUGUUACGCUAGCCAGUAGUAAGACAGGAAGUGCUGUUCAGUCCAGCUCUGGGUUCUCAGGCACAACUGAUUUUAUCCAUUUAAAAAAGCACAAGGCAGCACUGGCUGCAGCUCAAUCUAAAAGUAGUAAUGUCAAUGAGACUGAACCUAAUGCUGUGAAAAAUCAGACAUCUUCAGUCUCUCUUUCCUUGGAUAGCACUGUAAUCUGUAAUACAAUUAACAAAGCAAACUCCGCAGGAAAUGGGCAAGCAUCCCAGACAAGUCAGCCAAACUACCAUACUAAACUGAAAAAGGCCUGGCUCACAAGACAUUCAGAAGAAGAUAAAAAUACGAAUAAAAUGGAAAGUUCAGGGAAUUCUGUAUCAGAAAUUAUUAAGCCAUGUUCUGUCAACUUAAUAGCCUCUACAUCUAAUGAUAUACAAAAUAGCAUAGAUAGUAAAAUCAUAGUUGAUAAGUACGUGAAAGAUGAUAAAGUUAAUAGGAGAAAAGCCAAAAGAACUUAUGAAUCUGGCUCCGAGAGUGGAGACUCAGAUGAAAGUGAAAGCAAGUCAGAGCAAAGGACUAAAAGGCAACCUAAGCCAACUUACAAAAAGAAGCAAAAUGAUUUACAGAAGAGAAAGGGUGAAAUAGAGGAAGAUUUGAAACCCAAUGGAGUUCUCAGCAGGAGUGCCAAAGAAAAAAGUAAAUUGAAGUUACAGAGCAACAAUAAUAGUGCUGGCAUCCCUCGUUCGGUUUUAAAAGACUGGCGAAAAGUCAAGAAGUUGAAGCAAACUGGAGAAUCCUUUUUACAGGAUGACUCCUGUUGUGAGAUAGGGCCUAAUUUACAAAAGUGCCGAGAAUGUAGACUUAUACGUAGUAAAAAAGGAGAAGAAGCAGCUCACUCACCAGUAUUUUGUAGAUUUUAUUACUUUAGACGAUUGUCAUUUAGUAAAAAUGGAGUGGUUAGAAUAGAUGGUUUCUCUUCUCCUGACCAAUAUGAUGAUGAAGCUAUGAGUUUAUGGACACAUGAAAAUUAUGAAGAUGAUGAAGUAGACAUAGAAACCUCUAAAUAUAUCUUGGAUAUAAUAGGUGAUAAGUUCUGUCAAUUAGUAACAUCUGAAAAAACAGCUUUGUCUUGGGUGAAAAAGGAUGCCAAAAUUGCCUGGAAAAGAGCAGUGAGAGGAGUCCGGGAGAUGUGUGAUGCAUGUGAAGCAACAUUGUUUAACAUUCACUGGGUCUGCCAAAAAUGCGGAUUUGUGGUCUGCUUAGAUUGUUACAAGGCAAAGGAGAGGAAGAGCUCUAGAGAUAAAGAACUAUAUGCUUGGAUGAAGUGUGUGAAGGGACAGCCUCAUGAUCACAAACAUUUAAUGCCAACUCAAAUUAUUCCUGGUUCUGUUUUGACAGAUCUUCUAGAUGCCAUGCACAUUCUUAGGGAAAAAUAUGGUAUUAAAUCCCAUUGUCAUUGUACUAACAAACAGAAUUUACAAGGUGGAAAUUUUCCUACAAUGAAUGGUGUAUCUCAAGUUUUACAGAAUGUUCUUAAUCACAGUAAUAAAAUUUCUCUGUGCAUGCCUGAGUCUCAGCAGCAGAAUAUAGCUGAGAAGUCUGAGAACAGUGGCAACAGCAGCCCAAGGAGCGAUGUCAGCACAGAUAGCAAGUUAACUCCUCCAGAGUCACAAUCCCCACUACACUGGUUAGCAGAUCUUGCAGAGCAAAAAGCCAGAGAGGAAAAAAAAGAAAAUAAAGAUUCCGACCUUGAUAAGCAAAAUAAAGAAGAGCAAGAACAAGACAACUCUGAUUCUCCAAAUGGCAGAACAUCACCUCCUGUGUCUCAGAAUAACGAACAAGGCUCAACUUUACGGGAUUUGCUGACCACAACAGCUGGCAAGUUACGUGUGGGCUCUACAGAUGCUGGCAUUGCCUUUGCACCAGUAUAUUCAAUGGGAACCCCAAGUGGCAAAAGUGGACGGACUAUGCCCAACAUUCUUGAUGACAUAAUUGCUUCAGUUGUUGAAAACAAAAUUCCACCAAAUAAAUCCUCCAAGGUAAAUGUAAAACCAGAACCUAACGAAGAACCUCAAGAAAGCAGAAAACCUGUGAAUGAAAACAGUAAAUACAGUGAUAUACCACAUUCUUGGAUCUGUGAGAAGCAUAUUUUAUGGCUUAAGGAUUAUAAGAAUAGUAAUAAUUGGAAACUUUUCAAAGAGUGUUGGAAACAAGGGCAGCCUGCAGUAGUUUCCGGUGUACAUAAGAAAAUGAACAUAAGCUUGUGGAAGGCAGACUCUAUUAGUCUUGAUUUUGGAGAUCACCAAGCUGAUCUCCUGAACUGCAAAGACAGCAUUAUUUCAAAUGCCAAUGUUAAGGAAUUCUGGGAUGGUUUUGAAGAAGUGUCAAAACGACAGAAAACCAAAAGUGGUGAAACAGUUGUCUUAAAAUUGAAAGACUGCCCUUCAGGAGAAGACUUCAAGACUAUGAUGCCAGCAAGGUACGAAGAUCUUUUAAAAUGUCUGCCAUUGCCGGAGUACUGUAAUCCAGAAGGAAAAUUCAAUUUGGCAUCUCAUUUACCAGGAUUUUUUGUACGUCCUGAUCUGGGACCUAGGUUGUGCAGUGCCUAUGGUGUAGCUGCUGCUAAAGAUCAUGAUAUAGGAACAACAAAUCUCCAUAUUGAAGUUUCUGAUGUUGUAAACAUUCUAGUCUAUGUUGGCAUAGCAAAAGGAAAUGGCAUUCUCUCAAAAGCAGGAAUACUCAAGAAAUUUGAAGAGGAAGAUCUGGAUGACAUUUUAAGGAAAAGAUUGAAGGACUCAAGUGAAACACCUGGUGCUCUGUGGCAUAUUUAUGCUGGGAAAGAUGUUGACAAGAUAAGGGAAUUUCUUCAAAAGAUUUCAAAAGAACAGGGCCUUGAAGUUCCACCAGAACAUGAUCCAAUACGUGACCAAAGUUGGUAUGUGAACAGAAAGCUCCGCCAAAGGCUGCUUGAAGAGUAUGGAGUCAGAACAUGCACUCUUAUUCAGUUUCUUGGUGAUGCCAUUGUUUUACCAGCAGGAGCACUUCAUCAGGUACAGAAUUUUCACAGCUGUAUUCAGGUAACUGAGGACUUUGUGUCUCCAGAACAUCUUGUACAGUCAUUUCACUUAACACAAGAGCUGAGGCUUUUAAAGGAGGAAAUCAAUUAUGAUGAUAAGCUACAGGUUAAAAAUAUAUUAUAUCAUGCAGUCAAAGAAAUGGUGAGAGCUUUGAAGAUACAUGAAGAUGAAGUGGAAGACAUGGAGGAAAAUUAAGUGCUGUCCAGUUUGAUGUUUUUAGGCCAUUGACCUGGUAUUACUUAUUUUUGAAUGAUGAUAUGUAUGCACACUGACUUAAGCUUCAUAAAACCAUCAGUGCCAAGAAAUUCUCUUUGUAGUAAUUACUUGUUACUGACACCACAGCAGUAUAGCAUUAUGUCACAGCUACUGUGAUUCAAUGUUAGUUACGACGAAACAAGGUAAAUUGUUUAAAAAAAAAAAAACAGUUCCACAUAGCUGUUUUUGUAUUAUAGUGUAUAUGAUAUUUGUGAAGAUGCCAGAUUUAAAAUGAUGUAUUUAUUUUUGGUAAAAAAAAAAAAAAAACCUAAAUUCUAUGCUAUAUUGUUGAUCAAGUGUAAAUGUGACCUUGUACAGUUUACUAAAAUAACCAAUAUUUUUCACUACAUUGAGACAGUUACUGUGAGAAUAGGACACAAACACCAGCUAUUGCCUGUAUUUGGGAAAUUGCUGAAUCGCACAGCAGUCAUGUUGUAAUCAGAAAAUUACUGCCAAAUAACUGUAAAAUUUGUAAGAUAAUAUAAGUAUGUAACGUAGAAACUAAAUACAGACACUUCAAUAUUUUGUUGAAGCUAUUGACUGUACAAUUAAACAUUUUCAAAAGGUGUAAUUUAUUUAAAAUUGUCUCAUUUUGGUAAAAUUUAUGUGAACUUUUAAAGCUAAAUAUUAAACUUAAUAUGCUAUGUAAAUAUAUACAUAUAUACAUUUAAUGAUGUAUUUUUUUAAAACAUUGGCUUGCUUUUGUUAAAGUGCAAGUGUUACAUAUGGCUUUGUACAUUAAAGUUGAAAGGGGUUUUACAUUUUCCAUUAAAAGGACUUUAUCAAAAAUUGA
Molecule: messenger RNA, 12702 nt
Organism: Oryctolagus cuniculus (rabbit)
Lineage: Eukaryota; Metazoa; Chordata; Mammalia; Lagomorpha; Leporidae
Gene: JMJD1C
Product: jumonji domain containing 1C
Biological process (GO): regulation of transcription by RNA polymerase II
Cellular component (GO): histone deacetylase complex; chromatin
Molecular function (GO): transcription coregulator activity; chromatin DNA binding; histone H3K9 demethylase activity
Source: RefSeq, a predicted model, not a curated record